Messenger RNA from Carica papaya (papaya), 435 nucleotides. Lineage: Eukaryota; Viridiplantae; Streptophyta; Magnoliopsida; Brassicales; Caricaceae. The record is from RefSeq and is a predicted model, not a curated record.
AUGGCUUUAUUUGAAGCUCUCUAUGUUAGGCCUUACCGAGCCCCAACUUGUUGGACUGAGGUUGGGAACAGGCAUCACCCAAUAGUGGAGUAUGAUAAAGGAACUGUUGAAAAGGUUUUUCCCUUUAAAGCACGAAUGCGGUUUGAAAGAAGAGGAAAGAUAAGUCUUCGCUUCACUGGACCUUUAGAGAUCAUGGAGCAUAUAGGCCCCGUUGCCUACCAUCUUGCAUUGCCCCCACAAUAUGGCGCACUGCAUGAUGGUUUCCACAUCUACAUGCUCAAGAGGUAUCUCCCUAACCCUUCUCAUGUUAUUUUGUGUCCUAAAUCUCUUAUUUGCUCAAACAUGGCAUAUCCUGAGUAUCAUGUGGAGAUUCUCGAUUGGUCAGAGAAGGUUCUAUGUAAAAAGAGGAUUCCAAUAAUCAAAGUGCUAUGGUGA